Messenger RNA from Hermetia illucens (black soldier fly), 6677 nucleotides. RefSeq names its product probable phospholipid-transporting ATPase VD. Gene Ontology annotation, cellular component: plasma membrane. Lineage: Eukaryota; Metazoa; Arthropoda; Insecta; Diptera; Stratiomyidae. Gene Ontology annotation, biological process: phospholipid translocation. The transcript is spliced from 19 exons. The coding region runs from base 1266 to 5717 and encodes 1483 amino acids. Gene Ontology annotation, molecular function: magnesium ion binding; ATP binding; ATPase-coupled intramembrane lipid carrier activity. The record is from RefSeq and is a predicted model, not a curated record.
UUCAGUUGAUUCGGUCAGUUCCGAGAAAUUAGGCGGUGAGGUGACAAGUCGGUCGGUGUUCUGGCAUCGCGCAAACAAGGGAUUGGAACUAAAUAGAAAGUCUAACUGUGCAAAGUGUAGAGAAUCGCCUAACGCGAUCUCCAUUCGAUCCACGGCCAGCGAGUAUCUGCGGGCAAUUGGUUAGUUUAUUGCUCGCGUAUCUGUUCCGUGUGCGCGAUACCUCGGAACAGUCAGGUGGCCGAAUCCUUUUCGUAAAUUGCAGGUCGUGAGUAGUUCAUUGUUCGGCACAAGUGGUUCGUGUAUGUUUCCAUUGGCCGUUGUCGGUUUGUUGUGUUUGCGUGGCUGUACAAAGUGCAUUAAUUUUUAGGGUUUCAGUUGCUCGUGUCUGUGCAACUGCAUUUCAGCCGUGGUGACUCGGCCGCUUCCUCUCUAUUAAGACGUGCAAACAUUCCAACUCUGCAUUGCACAACAAGUUUUCGAGUCGUUCGCCUUGGCCAUUGCCAACACCGCAUCUGUUUCCCUGCACACUCACAUAUAAUUCCGCCGUCCUGAAGGCACCGUGAUCGCUGGAUAAUUAAGAUCAAAUUCGCUUCGUCCCUUUCUCGCUAGUCGGCCGUAAAGCGCGGACGAUUAAAGAAAAAGUCGUAAACGGUAGAACGUCGGGAAAACGUCACACAAAAUCUGGUAUUCAUCGGGUUUGUGUGUGUGUUUGUGAAUUUAAGGUUUCUGUGGCUCAUUUCUCGGAUGCGGGAUAAGAUAAAAUGUCAAAAAUUCUGUGAUGUUUCUCCCACGUCGCGAAAACCGAGCGAUAUCAAGAAAAUGAAAUUGGGUGGCUACACGCAGCAAAUUGGGUUCUUGUUGUGAGUUGGAAGGUGUCGCGAAGUGUUUUUGGUUGAUCAACAAAGCGUGCAGAUAGUUCAGACCCUGCCAAUUCGGAAUACAAUUAGAACAGGCUUACAGAUUUUCACAUAUCUGGAUAUAGAAGAUAACUUUCUGGACAUUUUGGACAUUUAUUGCUUAGCUGGUGCUGCCUGUAUAAUCAUUUCACAUCGACGGAGCAGGCAUAGUUUUUCAAGCGAACAGAAUUUGUGUGGAAUGGCAUAAUGAAAGCAUUGAGGCUAAUAUCAACAAAGGAAAAAGCUGGCGAAAAGAAUUUUUGUCUGUGUAGAAACGCGCAAUAAAUAUUUCUAGAUAUAUGAGAUUUCAUUCUAUGAUCGAUUUUGAAGUCAUAAAAUAUCAAAAUUACUAAAUGGUGUCUUGCCAAAAUGUCCACGACGAAUUCGGACGAAUUGCGGAAGAAGUUCACUGUACCUCCACCGAUUCUAUUGGAAUCGCCGAGCGAGCCACAGCCUACCACCCCAAUUCUCACUGGUCAAUUAAGCCUUCCGGAGCCGACAAGAACAUACAUAUUUCCCGGUACUGCCGAUAUCGGUAGUAGAGGCUCCAAUGACCCUAGUGCACUGACCAUAGGAGCAGCACGUGGCCAUGCCAGAUCCGUGAGUCAUGGGGGUGGAUCUUUGGCUGGUGUGGGUCCCAGACCCCUUAAGUCAGCCAUAAAAGGACACCAACGGGCCUUUUCUCAAGGACAAAUAACGGAUGCAGUCGCGCCACCUCAAAGAUCAGGCCAUAGUCGUGUUGGUUCUAAAACAGAUUUCAUUCUUCCACCUGGGCAUAAGGAAUCGGUUGAAAAUCGAGAAUUUGGACCGUCUGUAACAUCGGCUGGGCGUGGUCACUCCAGACAAGCUUCUAGAUCUGAAUCGAUUUACACUUUGCGCCGAACAGAGAUUCCACCGUGGUGGAGGAGAUUUUUAUGUUGUCGUAAUGAUAAAUUUGAAGAACGAGGAUAUCGAAUCGUUGUGCCAAACCAUACAGUGCCACCAAAAACGCCCCGUAGCGAACAUCCAAAUGGGCGAUACGUUGCCAACAAAAUACGCACCACGAAAUACACGUUAUUGUCUUUUAUUCCGAAAAAUUUGCUGGAACAAUUUCAUCGGGUUGCCAAUCUUUAUUUCAUCUUUAUCGUUCUACUAAAUUGGUUUCCAGAAAUAAAUGCCUUCGGCAAAGAAGUAGCCAUGAUACCAGUUUUAUUCGUGCUUGGAGUCACCGCGAUUAAAGAUUUAUUUGAGGACCAACGAAGACGAGCAUCUGAUAAAAGAAUAAAUAAUUCGACAUGUCGUGUUUACAAUGGUGAAUCGGAGCGAUAUAAAAAAGUUUUGUGGCAAGAUGUACGUGUUGGAGAUUUAAUACAUUUAUCGAAUAAUGAAACGGUUCCGGCUGACAUCUUACUGCUACGAACCAGUGACCCGCACGGUGCCUGCUACAUAGACACCUGCGAUUUAGAUGGCGAGACAAACUUGAAAAGACGAGAGGUUGUUCGGGGCUUUGCCGAAAAGCAAAGUAUUUUCACGCCUAGUAAAUUUGUCAGCCGCAUUGAAGCGGAUGCACCUACAACAAAGAUUUAUCGCUUUCAUGGAGCAUUGAUUCAUUCAUCAGGGGAACGUGUGCCUCUUUCUACGGAAAGUUUAUUAUUAAGAGAAAGUCGUUUAAAGAAUACCGACUUCAUAGAAGGUGUAGUGGUUUACGCUGGUCACGAGACUAAAGCAAUGCUCAAUAACAGCGGACCUAGGUAUAAGCGCUCACAAUUGGAGCAACAAAUGAACAUUGAUGUGAUAUGGUGUGUGAUAAUUCUACUUAUAUUAUGCGUAAUUGGUGCUGUUGGAUGUAAAAUGUGGUUAUCCUCGUUUGAAGGCUUGACAAUUCCAUUUUUGCCAUUCGAAGUAGAUCCAAGUUAUGAAGGUUUGAUAGCAUUUUGGACCUACAUUAUUAUAUUACAAGUAAUGAUUCCAUUAUCACUAUACGUGACUAUUGAAUUUUGUAAGAUUCUUCAAGUCUAUCAUAUACAUAACAAUGCCGAUCUAUUUGAUCAUCAGACUAAUAAGAAGACUGAGUGCAGAGCAAUGAAUAUAACAGAAGAAUUAGGACAAGUUCAACAGAUUUUUUCGGAUAAAACAGGCACUCUAACGGAAAACAAGAUGUUAUUCCGACGAUGUACCAUCAAUGGAUUAGAUUAUAAUCAUCCGCCUUCAGAACUUGAGAGAGAAUAUUCGAAACCAGGGUCUCCCGCACCCCCUCUAACGAUUAAUAGCAAAUUAAUUGAAGAUAUGAGCCCACUUACAUCGGGCCAAUAUCUAUCGCAAAGCUCACAACGAAUGCAAGAAUUCUUUGUUGUUUUAGCCAUAUGUAACACUGUAGUGGUCAGUGCCACACCUCAUCACGAUAUGAUGAAUGCUAGUGGAGUGAUAGAAGUACAAAAUAAUCAAGAAGAUUCAACGGCACAGUUGAAUACCGUUCGGCCGGGAAAAGAUUCAUUGACAGUGCGAAAUACAUUGGCAAACGGGGGUGCAACGCUUAAUGUGCCUAAUUCAGCCACAGCACGUCAUAUUGCUGGAGGUGAUCGCUAUACCCGCUUAACAGAAUCACGUUCAGUUACACCAUCUCCACCACCCACCAAUUUAUCGCUACCACUAUCGAAACCAAAUCAUCAGCACAUUCCAUCAUUAUCACCAAUUAGUAGCUCAGCUGAGUCGACUCCAAUAUCUGAAAGUCCUCCGAUGAAAAUAAAAUCGAUUUCAAGCAACGUUUCUCCAACAGGACGUGCCCGCACUUUAAUUAAUUCAAAAUUAAACACACUUACGUCAUUCCUCAAUACAAAAAGUCAUGCGAAGAGGAUAGCGAAUAAAUUAAAAACUAAUAACUCACCUAAAGAAUACAGUACUCCCGAUGGACGUCCCCUCUUCGAAGCAGAAAGCCCUGAUGAAUUAGCUUUAGUCAAUGCCGCGUACAGCUACGAUUUUUGUCUUAUAAAUCGCAGUCCAAACCAUAUACUUAUCAGUGUGCCUGGUCUUGGGAUUGUUGAAUAUGAGGUGCUCAAGGUGUUGCCUUUCGAUUCUAGUCGAAAAUGCAUGUCAAUCGUCGUGCGACGCACAGGAUCUCAAGAAAUUAUUCUUUAUACGAAGGGGGCUGAUAGCUCCAUAAUGCCAGCACUAGUCCCUUGUUCACCGGACACUCCCGAUGGACGGCUCCGCGAAAAAACACAGCAGCAACUUGAUUUAUAUGCUCGUCAAGGCUUACGAAUCCUUGUUAUGGCUAAACGUAGCUUAAAUCCCACUGAAUAUACAGAUUGGUGGGCACGACAUCAAGAAAUUGAAAUGUCUUUGGAGAAUAGAGAGAGACGAUUGCGUGAAUCGUUUGCCAAGUUGGAAAGUAAUUUAACAUUGUUGGGCGCAACAGGCAUUGAAGAUCGACUACAAGAAGGAGUUCCUGAAGCAAUUGCAUCUCUCUUAUCCGCAGGUAUUAUCAUAUGGGUAUUGACAGGCGAUAAACCAGAAACUGCCAUCAAUGUUGCUUACUCUGCCAAGCUAUUCAAUCCACAAAUGGAAUUGCUGCGACUAACUGCAAGAUCACGCGACGCAGCAGAAUCAUCAAUAUUGUUUUACUUAUCAGAAAUUGAAAAGGAAACUACUGAUAUGGUGGAUGGUUACAGGAGCCGCAUGGUCAAAAGUCGAGCACUAGUCGUUGAUGGAAAGACAUUGACAUUUAUAUUAGAUUUAAGAUCAAAUCUGAUAAAGCCAUUUUUAAAACUCACAAGAUAUUGUGCAAGUGUACUAUGCUGUCGGUCGACACCAUUGCAAAAAGCUUACCUGGUUAAAGUAGUUAAAGAGGAGCUACAUAUUUCCACAUUGGCCAUAGGUGAUGGGGCUAAUGAUGUCUCUAUGAUACAAAUGGCUGAUAUCGGUGUCGGCAUAUCUGGGCAAGAAGGAUUACAAGCUGUGAUGGCUGCUGAUUUUACGUUGGCGCGAUUUAGGCUAUUAGAAAGACUUCUGCUGUCACAUGGAUAUUGGUGUUACGAUCGAUUAGCAAGAAUGAUCCUGUAUUUCUUCUACAAAAAUGCGGCCUUUGUAUUUUUAAUAUUCUGGUAUCAACUUUAUUGUGGGUUUUCUGGUGCCGUAAUGAUUGAUCAAAUGUAUUUGAUGUUAUACAAUUUACUCUUUACGUCAUUGCCUCCACUAGCCAUUGGCGUAUACGACAAAACUGUCCCAGAAGAUCUGUUACUAGCGAAUCCAUUCCUUUACAGAUAUGGGCGGCUUGGGGUUGCAUAUCGGCCUCAUACUUUCUGGAUAACAAUGUUGGACGCUCUUUUCCAGAGUCUUGUCAUCUUUUUCGUGGCAGAAGCUGCUUAUUGGGACACUGAUGUGGGGAUUUGGGAGUUUGGGACAACUAUAACCACAUCUUGCCUAAUCACAAUGUUGAUACACGGAGCAAUCGAGAUAAGAUCGUGGACGGUCUUACACGUACUUUCAAUGGUUUUGAGUUUGGUGUCAUUCUUUUUAUUCGCCAUAGUUUACAAUUCUUUGUGUGUUUCAUGCUUGGGAUUACCUUCUAGUUACUGGGUGAUAUUCAGAUGUAUGGGAUCUCUACUAUUCUGGCUAAUAAUAUUCUUAACUGCAGUAAUAAGUGUGUUGCCAAGACUUGUAUUUCGGGUCCUCCAAACGUCUUUUUCACCAGAUGAUAGCACAAAUUUGUUGUUACAGAGUAAACGUGAUCGUCGAAGAGGUGAGGAAUUAUUAGUAACUUGGUCUAGAUCAACGUCCGCAUCAUCAAUAUACAGAACCACCGAUCUUGGGUCUAAGAAUCAGAUUGUAACAUCAAUUACAUGAUACGUUCCUGUUUUAUAUUCCUGACAUGUUGGGUGAAUACACGCAAAGUUUUUUGCUUAAAUAUUAAAUGGAUGUGCUAAUUGUCGAUUUGAUAGUGGAUCAAUAUCGUGUAUACAUAUAGAGUAUUCCUAACAGGUGAAAGAGUUUUGAAUACUUGUCACUUGGGGAAGAGACUACUCACGUUCAUAUGCCUAUGUAUUUAACAGCGAACGGGUCCGAUCGAUGUUGAUAGAAAACACGUAAACCUUAAGGCAAUGUAUACCUAACUGGAAACAAUAAUUACUAAUUUAUCUAGUUCAAAACACAAGAGAUGCAUACAAAACAUUUCCCAAUACACUUUCCUAUUUAAAAUAUAUUCAUUUACUGUUUUAGAAAUCUUGUGGCCUUAUAAUAAAAUCAAACAGAGUUAUAAGAAAAGUGGAAAGACUUGACCAAUUGCAUACAUAGACUUAUCCCUUGUUUUAUUGUAUGACAAAUCACUUUGAUGCGUAGUCUAUAUUGUAUUAGAAUAGAAGUAAGAAUAAAUUAAAUAGAAAACAAAUUAGGUAUGACAAAUUUGCUGUCAUCACGAUUUUUCAGAUGGACUAAAUGUAAAAUCAGUAAGAAAUUAUUCUAUCUGUGCAAACUGGAAAUGUAAAAUAAGAGAAAAUAGUAAUUCACAUGAAAAUAUUUAUAUCUUAAAUACAUAUUAACCGUAAAUAAGUGCAUAGAAGAAGGUAAGCAACUAAGGCUGUGAUCGAUUAAAAUAAUUACGUUUAUCUAUAUAUAUUGACAAGUGAAUUGAGAAAAUUAGUUUAUAUGCUGCGAUAGUGUUCAAUAGCGAAAUACAUUCUUAGUUUUCAAUUUUCUGUACAUGUACACAGCGUUCAAUAUCUUAUUUAUAUCAGAGUAACAACAGGAGAAUGUAAGAACAUGUCAAAUUGGAAAUAAAAUAAAAACCUAUUUUCAUAAGUGUCGAAA